Ramularia collo-cygni is the source of this 1740-nucleotide messenger RNA. Its product is annotated as probable carnitine transport protein. Bases 1 to 1740 code for a protein of 579 amino acids. The transcript is spliced from 6 exons. Gene Ontology annotation, biological process: amino acid transmembrane transport. Lineage: Eukaryota; Fungi; Ascomycota; Dothideomycetes; Mycosphaerellales; Mycosphaerellaceae. The record is from RefSeq and is a predicted model, not a curated record. Gene Ontology annotation, molecular function: amino acid transmembrane transporter activity. Gene Ontology annotation, cellular component: membrane.
AUGGACUCCUUGAAGAGUCUCGGACAGCGUGCGACAUUCAAGCGUACGGACACUGGAGACGUUCAAAAAUCCGAAAGCAAGGACUAUGGCGUCACUCGCGAGAAAGAACUGGGCCUGCCAGCUUACAGCCAAGGUGAUGUCGAGCGCCGAGCUUCUGUGKCAUCAUACAAUAUCUCGGGAGUUCACGAUAAUACCCACCGCAAGCUGAAGCCAAGACAUAUCCAGCUUAUCGGUAUUGGAGGUACCAUUGGAACAGCUUUGUAUGUGCAAAUCGGUAGAGGCUUGCUACAGGGAGGACCUGCAAGCUUGUUUAUUGCAUUUUCAUUCUGGUGCUCCGUCGUACUGGCCGUGACGAUGUGCCUGGCCGAAAUGGUGACAUAUCUCCCAAUCUCUUCGCCAUUCAUUCGAUUCGCUGGACGUUAUGUGGACGAGGCAUUCGGCUUCGCCGCUGGGUGGAAUUUCUUCGUGUUCGAAGCAAUUCUGGUUCCGUUCGAAAUUACAGCAUGCAAUGUUAUCAUUGGAUUUUGGAGCGAUACAGUUCCUGUGAGUGCCAUCAUUGCCAUUGUCAUCUUCUUGUACGCACUAGUCAAUCUUGUGAGCGUCAAAUGGUACGGUGAGGUCGAGUUCUGGGCUGCGCUUGGCAAAGUCUUGCUCAUCAUUGGCCUCAUCAUUUUCACAUUCAUCGUCAUGCUGGGCGGAAAUCCUCUAGGAGACCGCUUCGGAUUCCGGAAUUGGAACAACCCUGGCGCCUUCGCGCAAUGGGGAGGAUAUGAGGGAAACCUUGGCUACUUCCUCGGCUUCCUCCAGUGUCUCAUCCAAGCCUCUUUCGUGAUCGCAGGACCAGACUACGUCAGCAUGUCCGCGGGUGAGGCGGAAAACCCACGCAAGGUGCUUCCAGCGGCUUUCAACGCUGUAUUCUACCGCUUGACUACAUUCUUCUGUCUUGGCGCCCUCUGUGUGGGCAUCCUCGUGCCAUACAACGACCAAGAGCUGAUGAAUGCGUUUGAACUUGGACUUCCUGGCGCAGCCGCAUCUCCCUACGUCGUGGCCAUGAAUAGGCUCCGAAUUGGUGUCCUCCCACACAUCGUCAACGCUCUGGUGCUAGCAUCCGCUUUCUCCGCUGGAAACAGCUACAUGUACUGCGCUUCUCGGAGUCUGUUCGGCCUAGCGCUUGAAGGCAAGGCUCCAAAGUUCCUUACAAAGACGAAUCGCAUUGGUGUACCCUACAACUGUGUUAUAGCGGUGCUGCUCAUUUGCUUACUCGCUUUCCUCGAAGUCAGCGCUGGAUCCGCCAAAGUUCUGGGAUGGUUYGUCAGUCUCAUUACCGCCGGACAGUUGCUCAACUUCGCCAUCAUGUGUUUCACAUAUCUCUGCUGGUACCGUGCUUUGGCAGCUCAAGGCAUCUCUCGUGACUCGUUGCCAUACAAGUCGUUCCUCAUGCCGGGCGUUGCCUACUACGGAUUGGCUUGGACAUCGGUAAUGGCGGUCGUCGGAGGAUAUACCGUUUUCUUACCAGGAAGAUGGGAAGCGUCGACAUUCGUGUUCAGCUACUUCAUGAUCUUCUUGACACCUGUGCUCUUCAUCGGAUGGAAAUUGAUUCACAAGACGAAGUGGUACAAACCGGAGGAAGUUGAUCUGGUCGGAGAGACCAAGGAGAUUGAUGAGUACACUCGCAACUUCGUCCAGGCUCCUUACAAAAACGUCGGGGACAAGGUUUUCAACAAGAUGUUCGGAGGUUAG